AAUUUAAAAUUGAUUUAAACGGGAAAAAAUUUGCAUGGCAAGGAGUUGCUCUACUUCCAUUCAUUGAUGAAUCGCGUUUACUUAAAGCCAUAGAGUCGGUAUAUCCUCAAUUAAAUUCCGAUGAGAUUACAAGAAAUACUCGUGGAUCUGAUAUCCUUUGUUUUAGCAACAAACAUCAAUUAUAUAGUAACUUAUCUUCUAUAUACUCAAAACAGGACUCAGUAAAGCCUAUGCCAAUGGAUCCAACUAUUAGUGACAAACUGAUUGGAUUUGUCUCGAAAGAUCCAAAAUUUAUACCUGAAAGUACAUUUCGUUCACCUUUAAUUGAAAAAAAUAUGCCAGAUAUUACUGUUGAUAGAUCAUUGAGUGUAUUCUAUCACCUUCCAGCUAAAACAGCUAACAAUGCACAUAAAUCCAUCCUUUUACGAAACGUUAGGAUGGAUUCUCCAGUAUUGGGAUGGGAAGAUCAUGAAUGGAUAAGAAGCGUUAACUUAGUUAAUUUUUAA
This is a messenger RNA of Funneliformis mosseae, 506 nucleotides long. NCBI's taxonomy places the organism in Eukaryota, Fungi, Glomeromycota, Glomeromycetes, Glomerales, Glomeraceae. The record is from the annotation of a GenBank genome assembly.